AUGAGCAAACAGACCGGAGCCGUUUCCGUUGACAAGAACGGUAACAUUCAGUUGAGGAUUUUAGCAAAACCCGGAGCGAAGAUGAGCGCUGUUACAGAUGUUGGCGAUGAUGAAGUGGGCGUAGCAAUUGCAGCUCCUCCACGUGAAGGUGAAGCAAAUGAGGAACUCGUCGAUUAUAUGAGAGGGGUGCUAGGACUGAAGAAGAGUGAAAUCGUGCUAGAUAAGGGUGGCAAAUCUCGCUCGAAGACAUUACUCAUUACCUCGUCACGGAUCUCCUCAGAAGAGGUUGUCGCAAAAUUGAAGGCGGCGGUUGAGCGCUGA
Molecule: messenger RNA, 321 nt
Organism: Ostertagia ostertagi
Lineage: Eukaryota; Metazoa; Nematoda; Chromadorea; Rhabditida; Trichostrongylidae
Source: the annotation of a GenBank genome assembly